This is a messenger RNA of Penicillium macrosclerotiorum, 930 nucleotides long. RefSeq lists its product as uncharacterized. The record is from RefSeq and is a predicted model, not a curated record. Gene Ontology annotation, biological process: nucleobase-containing compound metabolic process. Lineage: Eukaryota; Fungi; Ascomycota; Eurotiomycetes; Eurotiales; Aspergillaceae. Gene Ontology annotation, molecular function: nucleic acid binding; 3'-5' exonuclease activity. The transcript has a single exon. The coding region runs from base 1 to 930 and encodes 309 amino acids.
AUGGUGCAAGAUAUUGUUUUCAUUGAUUCCCUGCAGGGAAUUAAAGAUCUAGUAGACUGGGUGGCACUUCAAGACACUUGGAUGGGAGACCUGCAACCCCCACUCUACAUCGACUUAGAGGGAGAACGCCUCAGUCGGAACGGAAAGUUGUCACUCUUGACAGUGCUGGCUUACCCAGGGAAAGGCCUUGAGCGCCCUCACAUCAUCGACAUCCAUACGCUGGGAAGCGCUGCAUUUUCUACAGCUGGGAGACGGCUUAGGAGCUUAAAAGACAUCUUGGAGACGCCACAGAUUUUGAAGGUCUUCUUUGACGUCAGGAAUGAUUCGGACGCUCUAUAUUCCCAUUAUGGGAUUAAACUUCGUGGUGUCCGGGAUGUCCAGCUGAUGGAAAGUGCCACUCGGCCGACUACAAACAGUCGAAAGUUCCUAUCCGGCCUCUCGAAGUGCAUUGUGGAUGUUCUCAGUGAACGAGAAAGGAACCAGUGGACACUGUGCAAAGAGAAGGGAGAUAGUUUAUGGAAUCCUGAAAACGGAGGCUCAUACAGCGUGUUCAAUGCACGUCCGCUUUCAAACGAGAUAGCUUCAUACUGUGUUGGCGAUGUACAGCAUCUUCCAACCUUAUAUCACAAAUACCGCUGUGGAACGAAUCGUUGGACAGAUUUGAUUGCGGGAGAGUCUCAGAAACGAGUCUCGGCAUCGCAGGAGUCUGAAUACCAACCCCACGGAGCAGGGAGAGCACUAAGCCCUUGGAGUGCUGAACAAAAUAAAAUGCUCGACUCUUGGAGUGAAGUUCCUAAGCCAAAGGACUAUUUUUCAUAUGAACAACUCGGGGAUUUUGAAGAAGACACUUGGGAGUCUGAUAGGAGUUUCGGGGACGACAAUGAUUUUGAGGAUUGGACUAGGGCACCUUGGCAGGGGCCUCCAUCGUAG